AUGGCUUUCCCGAAUCCCGGAGACAGACGACUUCCUCAUUUGAAAUCAAGCCCACCCGCCGGCGGCGGCGGCGGCGGCGGAUCGGCCCCUUCGGCAAUUGCAGCUCACUCGGUGGUCCAAAAGCAGCCUGCUCUGUUCAGGACCAGGAGUCACCAGCAACAUGAUUCGUCGCCGCCCAUCAAGCAGGAGCCAUUCGAGUCCUUGAAUCGGUUGAGUCUCACCGAACACGCAAGUGAUACGAGACCAAGCAAACGUCCCGCGAUUGAAACAGAAUGGUGGCCCAGCAAGAUCAGAGCUGGCUCAGCUUCCCCAGCAUACUCUCCCGGCCGCCAUGAGCACGAAAUUUCACAUAUACACUCACCCCCGCCGGACUCGAGUAGGCAGUCACCGUCGGGGGGCUAUCAAUCGGCUCAGCAGACGCCCGUCUCAUCUCCCAAGCCAACGUCACGCCAUUUAAGUACCUUCCCACGUCAGAAUAGCCGUGCUUUCGCCCAUCACAUCGAGUCGGAAAGAAAGUAUCAUGAACCGCGACCCGCUUCAGCUCAUUCCUCCCAGGAUGAUUACUCGGAGGUAGAAAUACGGCCGCUUUUACAGCCCGAGACGAGGCCUAUCUCCCAGGAACAACUCGUCAAUGAAGUAAAAGGCAUCUACGCUGGGCUCGUUAUGGUUGAGAAGAAGUGCGUGGAGAUAUGUGCCCAACAAGCUCAAACCACCAACAAACUCAACAACGAGCAAUGGCAGGCAUUAAUCGCCCUACACCGCACUUUACUUCAUGAGCAUCAUGACUUUUUCCUGGCGUCUCAACACCCAACGGCAUCGGCAGCGUUACGACGCCUCCCGACAAAAUAUGCAAUGCCGGCACGCAUGUGGCGACAUGGUAUUCAUUCUUUCCUGGAACUUCUCCGCCAUCGCCUCCCAUAUUCUCUGGAACACAUGCUCAGCUUUGUAUACCUCGCCUACCAAAUGAUGGGACUUCUUAUGGAGUCAGUACCGGCCUUCCACGAGACCUGGAUAGAAUGUUUAGGCGACUUAGCUCGUUAUCGUAUGGCCAUUGAAGAGGUUGACCUACGAGAUCGAGAGACUUGGUCUAAUGUCGCUCGAAUGUGGUAUCAGAAGGCCGCCGACCGUUCGCCCGAUACCGGAAGGAUCCAGCAUCACCUUGCAGUUCUCGCCAGACCUCACAUCGUUUGCCAAUUAUUUUACUAUUCCAAGGCUCUCAUCUCCGUCAACCCUUUCCCUAACGCCCGGGACUCAAUUAUGCUUUUGUUUACUCCCCUAUUGGAGGUAUCCUCGACCCAGAAGCCGAAGUUGGAGUCCACCCCUUCCAAAUAUCCCAAGCUCGAGAGUUCUCUAGUAACUGCCGCCGGCCUUCUAUUCACUAAGGGUUCCGUCGACCAGUAUUGCUUCCAGGUUGAGCGAUUUACAUCGGAGCUAGAGAGUCAUAUAGCACGAUCUGGCGUCAAUUGGAAGGCUCAGGGACCAGAGGUGGCUUCUGCGCUGAUUGCAUUCCUUCUUGACUUUGGCUCGGACGACAAUUACCUCUGGAAAGCGUUCCGUGCCAAUCACGAUCGAAUUAAAGGUUCCCAACCAGAGACGCAACAAGAGCAGCAACAAGAUUGCAGCACCACGAUUACCCCGAUUACCCCGGAUCCCAUGGCCAAAGAACGUAUCCACCGUGAAUUCUGGGAACAAACAUCCAUCGAUGCAAGCGAUUUCCGCCAGGCCUCCCCGCCUCCCGAGCACCGUAUCAAAGACAAAUUCACGUCGGCAGAUGAAGUAACUUCAUAUGGCCUUCAAGUGUGGUCCCAGGCUAUAACCAUUGUAGCGGGCAAGCUCGGAGAUCGCAAUAUCCUACCUUUUCUGCAUCUUACGUUAGCAUUCGUUUGGUCACUGUCAUACGUUCCAGGCGCCCUGAUCUAUGUCGAAAAUUAUGUUCCGUGGAGAGUGUUGGUCCUUUUCUUGAACAGCUUGAGCAGAUCUGGUGUGGUUGAUGCGCACGUCGAAUCCAAGGAGUUCCCUUUACAACGGUCCGGUACGGGAAGACAGUUACCCGAAGACUUUCCAAUCCGCGGCCUAGUCUGGGCGCCGUACUAUUUCCCGUCGGACUUUUUCGAGGGAGAGGUUGCUGACGAAGAUGAGCGCGCAUUGGAGCUGCCAAGCCACACAGCACCACGGGCUGAACGGUGUCUCUGGCUGGGAGUUAGACUUGCAUCGUUGAAUCGCUACAUGACAUAUGACGCUUUGACAAAGCAAUUUGGUUGCACCAGCUUUGCUUUGUCGCUUGCGGAUGAUGCCUCAAUGCAUACGUUGCACGUUCAAACACCCACCACCGUUGAACGUGACCUGCAAAUGACCGACGUCUGA
This is a messenger RNA of Fonsecaea erecta, 2364 nucleotides long. RefSeq lists its product as hypothetical. Lineage: Eukaryota; Fungi; Ascomycota; Eurotiomycetes; Chaetothyriales; Herpotrichiellaceae. Bases 1 to 2364 code for a protein of 787 amino acids. The record is from RefSeq and is a predicted model, not a curated record. Gene Ontology annotation, cellular component: telomerase holoenzyme complex. Gene Ontology annotation, biological process: nuclear-transcribed mRNA catabolic process, nonsense-mediated decay. Gene Ontology annotation, molecular function: telomerase RNA binding; telomeric repeat DNA binding; protein binding. The transcript has 3 exons.